GCUCGCCUGCUCGCUGCCGCCUGACCGGGACUAGGCGCUCUCCGGACAGCGGAUCAGGCUCGGAGCCCUAGAACCAGCGCGGAGCCCCACCAUGUCAACCACAGAAGCAGAGACAGAGCAGAGCCUCACCCCCAAUGUGAUGCUCAACACAGAGAGCAGUGAGGGAUAUGUGGUGAAAGUCCGGGGGCUGCCUUGGUCCUGCUCCACUGAGGAGGUGCAGAGGUUCUUCUCCGAUUGCAAAAUUCUGAACGGGGCUUUGGGUAUCCGUUUCAUCUAUACCAGGGAGGGCAGACCAAGUGGAGAAGCAUUUGCUGAACUUGAGUCAGAGGAAGAUGUGAAAUUGGCCCUGAAAAAAGACAGAGAAACAAUGGGACACAGAUAUGUUGAAGUUUUCAAGUCAAACAACGUUGAAAUGGAUUGGGUUCUGAAGCAUACUGGUCCCAACAGCCCUGAUACAGCUAAUGAUGGUUUUGUACGUCUUAGAGGACUCCCAUUUGGCUGUAGUAAAGAAGAAAUUGUACAGUUUUUUUCAGGGUUGGAAAUCGUGCCAAAUGGGAUAACAUUGCCGGUGGACUUCCAGGGGAGGAGUACGGGGGAGGCCUUCGUGCAGUUUGCUUCACAGGAAAUAGCUGAAAAGGCUCUAAAGAAACACAAGGAAAGAAUAGGGCACAGGUACAUUGAGAUCUUCAAGAGUAGUCGAGCAGAGGUGCGCACUCACUAUGACCCUCCCCGCAAGCUGUUGGCCAUGCAGAGACCUGGUCCGUACGACAGGCCUGGCCUGACGCGCGGAUACAACAGUCUGGGUAGAGGAAGUAGCUUGGAGAGAAUGAGGCGUGGAGCCUACGGAGGAGGUUAUGGAGGUUAUGAUGACUACAAUGGGUAUAAUGAUGGCUAUGGGUUUGGUUCUGAUAGAUUUGGAAGAGAAUGGACUCUUUUCUCCGCAGGGAUGUCGGACCACAGGUACGGCGACGGAUCGUCCACCUUCCAGAGCACGACCGGCCACUGCGUCCACAUGCGAGGUCUGCCCUACAGAGCCACAGAGAAUGACAUCUACAACUUCUUCUCACCUCUGAACCCUGUAAGAGUACACAUUGAAAUCGGACCAGAUGGCAGGGUAACCGGAGAGGCAGAUGUUGAAUUUGCUACUCACGAGGACGCAGUGGCCGCUAUGUCCAAAGACAAAGCGAAUAUGCAACACAGAUAUGUAGAGCUCUUCCUGAAUUCUACAGCAGGAGGAACUGGUGGUGCCUAUGGUAGUCAGAUGAUGGGAGCAAUGGUCAAGGAGUCGGAAGGGGUAGUCCAAGAUUGGAAUACUAGCACAUUGCCAGCACAAGUCUUAAAUGCCUGUUGCUGUUGUGCCUCUAAGACAGAUACCCUCCUGACACCCAGCUGGGCUGGUUUCGGAGAUGAAGGGAUGUCUUUAGAAACCCCAUCACUUUCCUUGAGCAUGUUAAACUUCCCUUGGUGUGAGCAAGGGAGCCAAUCCAGUUACGGUGCUCCAGGCAACCAGCAGCUGAGUGGGGGUUAUGGCGGAGGAUAUGGAGGUCAAAGCAGCAUGAGUGGCUAUGCGUUGGGCACGGUAGACGGUAUUUACGAGGUGGCCCAGCAAGGACAGGCGUUGGGGCAAGGAUGCUUCGAGUCGGCCUGAGGCAGCUGUGAACCUGCUGUCGGUUUCCCCCUCAGACCCCGGGAGCCAGGGCGCCAUGAACAGCAGCUACUACAGCAGUGGGAACCGCGCAUCCAUGGGAGUGAACGGCAUGGGCGGCAUGUCCAACAUGUCCAACAUGAGUGGUGGCUGGGGAAUGUAACCAAUCGCUGACUUUUGGUCACAUCUUUUUUAAAAAACAAAAAAACAAAAAACUAAGUUUAACAGUUUUGCAAUACGAGCUUGUGAUUUAUGCUUUACUGUAAGUGAAUUCAGGAUUGUUUUAAAACCUUUCAGGUUCAGUAUUUUUGAACAUACAGAAAUGAACAUUCAUCUAGGAUGUAAUAACCAAGUAAAGACUAUAACUGUUAAACAAUUUGGAGCGUUUCUCAAAUUAGUUUUGUUGUAGGAGUGUAUUUAAGCAGUAAGCGUAUUUAGGUUAAAGCUGUUUGAAUUAUGUUAAAUGUUGCUCUUAUACCAUAUUACAUCCAACACUGUUUUGAAUACAUGUUGAAAGAGACAUGCUUUUUUGUAAAGAACCAAUAUAGGAGCUGUGUCUGAAAAUCAAAGUGAACAUUUGGCAUGUUAGUUCUAGUUUAUUUCUUUUAAUAUCCUGUAAGGCAUGUUAAAGCUUUUUUUUUUUUUAAGUUAAUGGGGGAAACAUGUUGAGACGCAAUACGGCUACUUUAGGAUUUUGGUCUUGGUGUUCGUAUAAAAUUCUGAGGCCUUGAUUUAAUCUUUCAUUGUAUUGUGAUUUCCUUUUUAGGUGUAUUGCGCUAAGUGAAACUUGUUAAAUAAAUCUUCCUUUUAAAAACUGGAACUCA
Parus major (Great Tit) is the source of this 2469-nucleotide messenger RNA. It is a transcript of the gene HNRNPH1, whose product is annotated as heterogeneous nuclear ribonucleoprotein H1. The transcript is spliced from 15 exons. Lineage: Eukaryota; Metazoa; Chordata; Aves; Passeriformes; Paridae. Gene Ontology annotation, biological process: regulation of RNA splicing. Gene Ontology annotation, molecular function: RNA binding. The record is from RefSeq and is a predicted model, not a curated record. The coding region runs from base 92 to 1648 and encodes 518 amino acids. Gene Ontology annotation, cellular component: nucleoplasm; ribonucleoprotein complex.